Molecule: messenger RNA, 1724 nt
Organism: Manihot esculenta (cassava)
Lineage: Eukaryota; Viridiplantae; Streptophyta; Magnoliopsida; Malpighiales; Euphorbiaceae
Product: protein AUXIN RESPONSE 4
Exons: 2
Coding region: 71-1525 (484 amino acids)
Source: RefSeq, a predicted model, not a curated record
CGGACUGCGAUCUAAAAUAAGUAUCUUUUGUUCGAAAAUCUUCCUCAGUUUUCGGCUCUCAGUUCCUUCAAUGGCAAUAAUCACAGAAGAACCAGAGCGACAGCCUCGACAAGCUAAAAAGGAACCAACUUUGCCACCCAAAAAUCCAAAGCCCAAACCGGAACCCCACAAGGAGACGCGAAACAAUCCAUUCAUUUUCUGGUUCUACUUCACUCUUUCUGUCUCUCUAAUCACUAUCGUAACUGUCAUUCUCUCUUCUACCUCUUCCUCAUCAGACCCCAGAUCCUUUUUCCUCUCUCUUUCGAACCCUCUGCGCCAACACUACUAUAACGGCCGUACCAUUAAAGUCCAGCUAGCUCAGAAUCUACCACCCACCGAGAUUUUCGCAGUGGAAAGCAGAAGCAAAGGUUAUGUGACUGAGAAGGUACUGAUUAUUCAUGGGUUGGGUCUCAGUUCUUUUUCGUUUAGGAAAGUAAUUGACUUUUUGGGCUCCAAAGAGAUUCAUGGGGUUGUGUUUGAUUUGCCUGGGAAUGGAUUCUCUGAUAAGUCAGUAGAGGUGUCUGAGGAGAGAGGAAAUGGGAUUUUGGAGAGGUUAUCGGAUGCGUAUGGUUUGAUUAAAGAGAAGGGUCUGUUUUGGGUUUUUGAUAACAUGGUUGAAACAGGUGAGGUUCCUUAUCAAGAAAUUAUGUCCCAUUACAAUAAAUUAAAGAAGGUGAUUAAGCCUAUUGCAUUGGGCAGUGAAGAGAUGAGCAGAAUUUUGGGACAAGUGAUUGAAACAAUGGGGUUGGCCCCUGUGCAUUUGGUUUUGCAUGAUUCAAGCUUAGGAAUGGUAGCAAAUUGGAUUUUGCAGAACACAAAUUUGGUUAGAAGCAUCACUUUUGUAGAUAUCGGGUCAAGACCAGCUCUGCCUUUGUGGGUUUUGAAAAUGCCAGUGAUUAGAGAGGUUGUGUUGGGAUCAAAUUUUGCAUAUGAGAGAUUGAUUCACUUGUGUUGUUCAAAGGGGAUUGGUGGUUUGGAUUUGGAAGCACAGAGAGCGAUUCUGAAAGGAAGGGAUGGGAGGAGAGCUGUUGUGGAUACAGGAAAUAAGUUGAAUACUAGCUUUAGUAUAGCAGAAUGGGGUGCUUUGGACGGGAUAAAGGAAAUGCCAAUUCAGGUGAUUUGGUCUGAGAGCUGGUCCAACGAAUGGAGAGAGGAGGGGCGCAGGGUAGCUGAGGCACUUCCACAUGCAAGAUUUGUUUCUCACUCCGGUGGGCGGUGGCCUCAGGAAGAUACUGCAGAUGAGCUAGCUGAGAAUAUUGUCGAGUUCAUAUCCUCUUUACCAAAAUCAAUUAGGAAAGCUGAAGAAGAACCUAUACCAGAGCACAUCCAGAAAUUGUUGGAUGAAGCAGAAGACGGUGACCAUCACCAUCACCAUGGUCAUGGUCAUGGUCAUGGUCAUGGUGGUCAUGAUCACCACCACAGCCAUGCAGAGGCAGCUGGCUACAUGGAUGCAUAUGGACUUGGCGGCCAUGGAUGGGGCACUUGAUCUAUUUCAACUCUCAGAAUGUGCAUGGUUGUGACCAAUUAGAGGUUGAAUCUAAACAUUGUUUUAUCCCCAGAUAUGCCAUAGCUUUUAUGUGUACUUCUCUAAUAUGCAUCCAUUCUUUUGCUAUGGCUGGGUUCUGGAACGCCAAAUACACUCUUGAAUCUUGAGCUUUACGUAAGCAAUCUCUUUUUUUAAACAA